Molecule: messenger RNA, 726 nt
Organism: Geodia barretti
Lineage: Eukaryota; Metazoa; Porifera; Demospongiae; Tetractinellida; Geodiidae
Source: the annotation of a GenBank genome assembly
AUCCCCUUUUAUCAUGGGCUUACUUUCCACACCCUCCAGUUGUCUGAAAUUAGUGCAUUGAUUUCUAGGCAAUGGCUAACAAAUAGCCAUGCAUGUCAGCAAACACUGUUGGUACGUAAUUACAUGUUUCAGACUGGAAGUAAACCCCACUUCCUACUCUCUCACUGUACAGGAUGGUCUCAGUCCACUCUAUGUUGCCAGUCAAGAGGACACUCUGAUGUAGUGGACAUUCUGCUAGAGGCUGGUGCUGAUGUCCACCAGGCCACCACCAAGAGUGGUGAUGUUCCUCUGGGGGUAGCUGCCCAUAAUGGACAUACAGAGACAGUUCAGAGACUGUUGGAGGCAGGAGCCAACGUCAACCAGCAGAACAAGAAUGGCCAGACUCCAGUCUACUUUGCCUCCUGGAAGGGUCAUACAGCUGUAGUUAAACUGCUGAUAGAGAAUGGAGCUGACAUCAGUAUCUGUGAUGAGGAUGGUUUCAGUCCACUCUAUGUUGCCAGUCAUGAAGGACACUCUGAUGUAGUGGACAUUCUGCUAGAGGCUGGUGCUGAUGUCCACCAGGCCACCACCAAGAAUGGUGAUGUUCCUCUGGGGAUAGCUGCCCAGAAUGGACACACUGAGACAGUUCAGAGACUGUUGGAGGCAGGAGCCAACGUCAACCACCAGAACAAGGAUGGUGCCAGUCCACUCUAUGUUGCCAGUCAAGAGGGACACACUGAGGUGGUG